Messenger RNA from Saprolegnia diclina VS20, 501 nucleotides. RefSeq lists its product as hypothetical. Gene Ontology annotation, cellular component: nucleus; cytoplasm. The coding region runs from base 1 to 501 and encodes 166 amino acids. NCBI's taxonomy places the organism in Eukaryota, Oomycota, Saprolegniomycetes, Saprolegniales, Saprolegniaceae. The transcript has 4 exons. Gene Ontology annotation, molecular function: heat shock protein binding. The record is from RefSeq and is a predicted model, not a curated record.
AUGCGAUUCCUCUGGACGUGCUUGCUGCUGCUCGUGCUCGCGAUCGCCGCGUCCGCCGAAGACCUCUACGAGCUCCUCGGCGCCAGCUCCGGCGCCACGUCGCAGGACCUCAAGCGCAUCUACCGCAAGCUCUCGCUCAAGUACCAUCCCGACAAGCAGGCGCCCGAGGACCGCGAGGACGCCAAGAAGCACUUUGUCAAGAUCGCCAACGCUUACCGCGUCUUGUCGGACCCCGAGCGCCGCGAAAAGUACGAUUUGUAUGGCAUCGCCGACGACCAAGGCUUCAAGAACUUUGACGAAGCGUACAAGUCGUCGCACGACAGCUACGAGGACACGCCGCUCAACACGAUCGCGCUCGUCGUUAUCUGCCUCCUCGGCCUCGUGCCCAUCCUCCUCAUCAAGGCCAAGGGCAAGCCCAAGACCGUCAACAACGCGCGCCGCGAGGCCUUGCUGGCCACGUCCAAGGCCAAGACGCCCAAGCGCUCGGCCAAGGCCGACUAA